CCUGAGGGAGACAGUGUGUUAGGCCAGUCAUACUGCCUUAAUGGCGGCUGUGCUGGCUUCGUGCGGGCUUAGAGCGGCUCUGAGGCGCCAUCUGACUGGCGGCGUCCGGCCCCGGAUCGUCCUCCGCCCUCUGUCCUCGGCCCGGGCCGAGGCCGGACCCCGGGCCAUGGACCACGGCUACGAGUCCCUGAAGGUGACCCCCGUCGGGGGACACGUCCUCCACGUCGAGCUGAACCGGCCGGACAAGAGGAACGCCAUGAACAAAGCCUUCUGGAGGGAGAUGGUGGAGUGCUUUAACAAGAUCUCCCGGGACUCCGAGUGCCGGGCGGUAGUGGUGUCCGGAGCAGGCAAAAUGUUCACUUCAGGGAUUGACCUGACGGACAUGGCCGGAGAAUUUCUGCAGCAACAGCAGGAUGACACGGCCCGAGUCAGCUGGACCCUGAGGGAUGCCAUCACCCGCUACCAGGAGACCUUCACUGUGCUGGAAAAGUGCCCCAAGCCCGUCAUUGCUGCCAUCCACGGGGGCUGCAUCGGAGGAGGAGUGGACCUGAUCUCGGCCUGUGACAUCCGCUACUGCGCGCAGGAUGCCUGGUUCCAAGUGAAGGAGGUGGACAUCGGGCUGGCGGCCGACGUGGGGACGCUCCAACGCCUUCCCCGCAUCAUCGGGAGCCAGAGCCUGGUGAACGAACUGGCCUUCACCGCCCGCAAGAUGAUGGCCGACGAAGCCCUGAGCUGUGGCCUGGUCAGCCGCGUCUUCCAGACCAAGGAGACGCUGAUGUCCGGGGCCUUGGCCCUGGCAGCCGAGAUCGCCUGCAAGAGCCCGCUGGCCGUGCAGGGAACCAAGAUCAACCUGGUAUAUUCCCGGGACCACUCGGUGGCUGAGGGGCUCAAUUUCAUGGCGUCCUGGAACAUGAGCAUGCUGCAGACCGAUGACAUCAUGAAGUCCGUCCAGGCCCUGAUGGAGAAGAAGGAGCUUAAGACCGUCAAGUUUUCCAAACUCUAAAAGACUCUUUGAUGCCCUCUCCUCGCCACCCCCCCCUGCCCCAAACCCUAAGUGCCUUGUCUCCAGCCAGGAGACUCCCCCCUUCUCCCGACCCAUUCCCCCUCCCUGUCCUGGAGAAGGGCAGGUCAAAGAUGACAGUGACCUGGGCUUUCUUUAUCCAUCUAAAAUAAAAGAAACUAUAGACAGGAUGAA
Molecule: messenger RNA, 1195 nt
Organism: Tachyglossus aculeatus (Australian echidna)
Lineage: Eukaryota; Metazoa; Chordata; Mammalia; Monotremata; Tachyglossidae
Gene: ECH1
Product: enoyl-CoA hydratase 1
Exons: 10
Coding region: 41-1003 (320 amino acids)
Cellular component (GO): mitochondrion
Molecular function (GO): delta(3,5)-delta(2,4)-dienoyl-CoA isomerase activity
Source: RefSeq, a predicted model, not a curated record